AGGCUCAUCUCAGCACCUAGUUAAUGUGGUCAAAAUGCACCCAGCCAUUCUUAACUUAUGAUUUAAAAUGAAAAAUAAAAGGUCAAAUGUGCUGUAUCAUAUAUAGUUGACUCAUAUGCCAUAUGAAAUUGCCAUUUGUUCUGAUACAAAUAACUAACAUUCAAAUAUCUUUAAUUGCUUUUCAGGGGAAAAAUGCAAAGAACAAUUACAGGAGGAAAGCCAGAUCUUACUUUCAAGAGGGAGGCACAUUAUUUUACCACCAUCCAAAAUGCGGCCCAUUAAGAGUUAUCAAAGACAUUGAGCGAAUUGCAAUUCUUAAAGGUUGCCAUACUGAUGCUGUUGCUGGUCACCAAGGAGUGAAUAGGACAGAAAAGAAAAUUUCAGAAAGAUACUUUUGGCCUGGUUUGUGUAAUGAUGUGCGGGAUUAUAUCCGAGGUUGCGAUGAAUGCCAGCGGCAAAAUCACAUUAAGAAAUUUUCAGCACCACUUCAUCCAAUACAAGUGAAAGAUGAGGCCUUUGCUAUGUUAGGCAUGGAUUUGGUCGGUCCACUACAUGUAACUGAAGAUGGCAACAGAUAUAUAGCAGUACUGACAGACUAUUUCACGAAAUGGCCAGAAGUUAAGGCAAUCAAGAACAAGACAGCAUCAGAAAUUGCACAGUUUGUCAUGGACACAAUCUGCCGCCAUGGAGUUCCCAAGGUCAUUCUUACGGACCAAGGUCGAGAGUUUUGUAAUGAGAUGAACGAGGAACUAUGUAGCCGCCUGAACAUUCAGCAUAAAGUAACAUCAGCUUACCAUCCACAGACAAAUGGACUUACAGAGCGAUUCAAUAAGACUCUAUGUGAUGGAUUAGUAAAGUAUGUUAAUGAUAAGCAAAACAACUGGGAUGAGUACUUGCAAAUGGUUGCGUUUGCAACAAGGACAUGUGUUCAGAAAUCUACAAAUGAGACACCAUUUUACUUAGUGUAUGGACGAAAAGCUCUUCUACCAAUUCAGCUGGACAUUCCAACAACAGUGACAGGAUCCUCAACAGAACGAAGUGAAGAAGAGUGGGAAGCACUCCGAGAAGACAGGACCUCAUCAUUUAUCGAAUUACUUCAAAUAAGACACAAAGCACAGACUUCUAUUGCCACAGCUCAAAAGAAACAGAAGGAGUACUAUGACAGCAGACAACAGCAAAUGACACUGGAGCCAGAAGACCAAGUACUCAUAAAGAACCCAAGAAAACACAAUCGCAAGGGUGACAAAAUGACGAACAGAUAUAUUGGACCAUACAAGAUCAUUGCUCAUGUAGGUAAAGGUGUGUUCAGACUAGAAGGGAGGAAAGCAUUACAGAACAUAAAAAACCUAAGAAAGUAUGUCACCCCUAGACGAUCAACAGCUGACACAUUAUCCAGAGAUACCGAUUCUACAUCACCUUCUUCAGAUGCUCGAACAGCCCAGACCAAGAUCAAACUCAAGAGUACUUCCACAAGCAAGCCCUCCACCCUGAAGACACCAAGGAGGCUACAGCAGCCAAAGGUAACGAAGAGUUUUACCAGAAAACAAGCAGUAAGAAAAGCACCCACUACGGACUGGUCUUCAAGAAACCCUGCAAUAGGCCCAAGGAAGCAACCAAGCCGUUCAGCUAAAGAAACAUCAUCCAGAGUUACCACAUCUGCAGCUAGAACACCUUCACAUGAUCGAACAGCCCAGACCAAGAUCAAACUCAAGAGUACUUCCACAAGCAAGCCCUCCACCCUGAAGACACCAAGGAGGCUACAGCAGCCAAAGGUAACGAAGAGUUUUACCAGAAAACAAGCAGUAAGAAAAGCACCCACUACGGACUGGUCUUCAAGAAACCCUGCAAUAGGCCCAAGGAAGCAACCAAGCCUUUCAGCGAAAGAAAAAUCGAGCAGUUACAUUGACCAGUUUGUAGCUAAUGGCAACAUUCAUGAAUUGUUAGUUCAUUGUGAUAAACUCAGGAUGCCAUUGCCAUCAAGUCCCCAGAGAAUGGCAUUUACUGCCCAGCAAUCAGCAACAUUGUCAUUCUUCCUGAAAUAUAGUGAAAGGUAUUCAAAAGAGCAAGAAGAGUGCAGUGAUGAACUCCUGAAAUGGUACAUGGAAAACAGAGCUCAAUUGCAUCUGAAACAUCCACCAAUUGCUGUGAUGCUGGCGUCAGCUGUGUUGAUGGCAGUUCUUAAAGAUGAUAUGGAGUUGUCAUCAGUCUAUGCAACAUUGAACAAUACACCGUACCAGACAGACUCCAAGUCAGCCACCUUUAAAAUUCCAAAACAUCAGUUUUCUGUUGGGAGCGUCACUUUAAAUCCCUCUGAUAUGCAGACACUCCUGCCUGGGAAGUGGUUAAAUGACCAGAUCAUCCACGCCUAUUUGGGUCUGUUAAACAGCAACACAACUUAUGUCCUUCCAAGUUUCAUUGCGGUUCACUGGGAGGCUGGAAAUUUCAACUGGAUUUACCCCCAGAUCCCACUUCACCGCUACUAUCAGGUGCUUGUUCCAAUAUGCCACCAGCACCAUUGGUUUUUGCUUGUUGCUGAAAUGAGGACUGGAAUUGUUACAGUUUUAGACCCUCUACCCAACAGCCAAAGGGCGGACAGAUUUGUGGGUCAUUGGAGAAAAUUCAUGGAGACGAGAGAACGAGUCUUGAAGGAAGCUGCAACAAGGUGGACAUUAGGAAGGAAUAAGUCAUCUAGACAGGAUGAUGGUAGUUCAUGUGGAGUGUUCCUACUAAUGAAUGCUGAUGCUGUAGUAUCACAAAACCCACCGACUGUGAUGAGGCAAUGCCAUGUGAUGGCUUACAGAAAACACAUUAUUGACCAACUGCUCAAGUUUGCCAAACCUAUCAGAAACAAUUGUGACCUUCUGUUCUGCAAUUCAAGUGGGAAACAGAUGUUUCGGUGUACCAAAUGCAACAGAAUGUGUCACAAGGCAUGUCUUGGAGUGUGUGAAGGAGCUGAUGUAAGCACCUGUAUUUUGUGUGUUUGAACUUGUCACAUAUCCUAUAAACAUAAUGUUAUCCAGUGACAUGUGUAUAUAGAUUUAUUAUGAUAGAUAUGCUUAACAUAGGUGAAUAUGAUGUUAGAUAUGUCAUGAUAAAUGUGUUACAAAUAUUUUACGUAUACAAAUACAGCCUUUGGUUAUCAAUGGCUUUACAGACCUGAACUGGACAAUAUUUAUCGAGGCACGGAAAUAGAGUUUGUAUUUAAUAUAUAAAAUGAAGUAUAUUGAUUGAGAUAAAAAAAACUAAGAAAGUUCCUUUAAAGUAACUCAUCACAUUACUUAUAGGUCAAUAUAAUGCUUCACCAGGUUUGUUAUAUUGAUCUCUGCCAAAAAUACAUCUCAGCACGGAUGACAUAAUUUCUAUCUUUAACUACAAUAUAAGAUUCCAUGGACAUGAAAAAACAUAUUGAUUUAUUGGUGAUAUCAUUAGGACCAGUGAGUGAUAGUGUUAUAUACACAAUCAUAUAAUGAAGUGAUGUAGUUUCUCUGGAACAGUUUGGAAUGAAUAAAAACUGAAAAUUACAUUGGCAGAUCAAUGAGGUAAGAAACUUUUUUAGAAAGGUUAGAAAGGUUUUUAAUUAGCACAUUCAUAUUGUUUCCCUGAUUAGUGGGACUUUUGCACUUAUUAGGUCAAAUACAGUAUGUUAUAGAUACAUAUUACAUUAGGUCAAAUACAGUAUGUUAUAGAUACAUAUUACAUUAGGUCAAAUACAGUAUGUUAUAAAUACAUAUUAGACCUGGCAUGAAUGUAGAGUUGUGAUAUUGUUACUAUAUUCAUUUAUUUAUUCAUUUUUAAGUGUAUGACUAAUGUAAUCAUGUCAAUAAUGUUCAUGUUGUUUUGGUUGCAUUUUCAUCUUAAAAUUAAUUAUUUAUUGUUUAUCUAUUAAUAUCUUAAGAUUUGCUCCAUUGUUUAAAGAUUAAUAAAAGAAGAUAAAACUA
Pecten maximus is the source of this 3938-nucleotide messenger RNA. RefSeq lists its product as uncharacterized. Gene Ontology annotation, biological process: DNA integration; proteolysis. The transcript has 5 exons. Gene Ontology annotation, molecular function: cysteine-type peptidase activity; nucleic acid binding. Lineage: Eukaryota; Metazoa; Mollusca; Bivalvia; Pectinida; Pectinidae. The coding region runs from base 123 to 2984 and encodes 953 amino acids. The record is from RefSeq and is a predicted model, not a curated record.